AUGGAUGACUUAUUUGACGCUUUCGAGGAUAAACCACAGACGGCUGCUCCUAGCAGACCCAAAAAGGCAAAGAAAGACAAGAAAGAUCGCAGCAAGAAAAGAAAUGCGAAUGGUGAUGUGAAGCCAAUUUCUGAUGCGCAGGAUGGCGAUUCCGAGAUGGUUGAUGCUGAGGAACCUGUGGUAGAAGCAGAUGCAGAGGAAGAGGAUAUUGAAGAAGUGGACGAGAUUAGUGAAGCGAAGGACGCAAAACGACGCAGAAAGGAAACAGAAUCCGAACCAGUGGUUACGGAUACCUUCGAGACAGCACAAUCGCGAGAAUUGGCUGCUUCUGCAGGAUUACAGGGCGCCCCAGAAGAAAAGGCAUUGGUACUACAGCACAACAUUCAACAUCAAGUUUCUUUACCUCCAGAUUACGAUUACAUUCCGAUAUCACAGCACAAGGCCCCCGCUGAACCUGCUAGAACUUGGCCUUUCGAAUUGGAUCCUUUCCAAAAGGUUGCCAUUGCAUCAAUUCAGAGAAAUGAGAGUGUGCUGGUAUCGGCGCAUACCAGUGCGGGAAAAACUGUUACAGCAGAAUAUGCGAUCGCGCAAUGCCUCAAGAAUAAUCAGAGAGUCAUUUACACAAGUCCCAUUAAAGCUUUGAGUAAUCAGAAAUAUCGAGAAUUUACUGCGGAUUUUGGAGAUGUUGGUUUAAUGACUGGUGAUGUUACAAUCAACCCAACCGCGACCUGUCUGGUUAUGACAACAGAAAUUCUACGAUCUAUGUUAUACCGAGGAUCUGAGAUUAUGAGAGAAGUUGCCUGGGUUGUCUUUGAUGAAAUUCAUUACAUGAGAGACAAAGCCAGAGGUGUGGUUUGGGAAGAGACUAUCAUCUUAUUACCGGAUAAGGUCAGAUAUGUCUUCUUGUCUGCAACUAUUCCGAAUGCUAUGCAAUUUGCUGAAUGGAUCACAAAAACUCAUAAUCAACCAUGUCACAUUGUUUACACGGAUUUCCGACCUACCCCCUUACAGCACUAUUUCUUCCCAGCUGGUGCAGAUGGUAUACAUUUGAUUGUUGAUGAGAAGGGAAACUUCAGAGAAGAUAACUUUUCAAAGGCCAUGGCAACAAUUGAGGAGAAAAAAGGGUCUGAUCCAGCAGAUAUCAACGCAAAGCAAAAGGGGCGUGGUAAAGAUAAGAAGACCAACAAGGGUGCCAAUAAAGAGGGAUCGGAUAUUUAUAAGAUUGUUCGAAUGAUCAUGUUGAAGCACUACAAUCCUGUUAUUGUUUUCAGUUUCAGUAAGAGAGAGUGCGAGGCAUAUGCAUUGCAAAUGAGCUCCAUGGCUUUUAACGACCAAUCGGAAAAGGACAUGGUUUCGAAAGUCUUCGAGAGUGCAAUUGAGUCUUUAUCAGAAGAAGAUAGGACACUACCACAAAUCCAGCACAUCUUGCCAUUGUUGAGACGUGGUAUUGGUGUGCAUCAUUCUGGACUUCUUCCUAUCCUCAAGGAAACUAUCGAAAUUUUGUUCCAGGAGAAUUUGAUCAAGGUUCUUUUUGCUACAGAGACUUUCUCUAUUGGUUUGAAUAUGCCUGCCAAGACUGUCGUCUUCACUAGCGUUGAGAAGUUUGAUGGUGAGAAGAUGCGAUAUUUGACACCAUCUGAAUUCGUACAAAUGUCUGGUCGUGCUGGUCGUCGUGGUCUUGAUGAUAGAGGUAUUGUUAUCAUGAUGAUAAAUGACAAGAUGGAGCCAGAGAGUGCUAAGACAAUUGUACGAGGAGAGCAGGACAAGCUCAAUUCAGCUUUCUACCUCGGUUAUAACAUGAUUCUUAACUUGAUGCGUUUGGAGGGAAUUUCACCGGAAUUUAUGCUAGAACAUUGUUUUUACCAGUUCCAGAACACUUCAAGUGUCACUGGUCUUGAAAAGGAACUUCAAGAUUUGCAAGUUGCAAGAGAUGAUGUUCAAAUUCCAGAUGAAGCAACCAUUAAAGAUUACUACGAUCUUCGACAACAGCUUACUACAUACACCAAGGAUAUGCGCGAUGUCAUCAACCACCCUAACUAUUGUCUGCAGUUCAUGCAACCAGGACGAGUUGUUCAUAUCAAAUACCAAAAUCAUGAUUUUGGUUGGGGAGCAGUUGUCAAAUUUACACCACGACGACCUGCCAAGGGAUCUUCGGUAGAAUACGCCCCACAACAAUCAUACAUCCUCGAUGUGCUUUUGUUAGUUUCUUCAGACAGUAUCGUUGGCACACAAACACAAAAUGACUUGCCAUUGGGUAUUACACCACCGGGUGAGGGCGAUAAGGGCAAGAUGGAAGUUGUUCCAGUACUUCUGUCAUGCGUUGAAGCUAUUGGACAUGUUCGUAUCUUUCUUCCAAAGGACCUUCAUCCAGCCAAUGAACGAAAUCAAAUUCGUAAAUCUCUCGACGAAGUCAAACGCCGUUUCCCAGAUGGUAUCGCGGUCCUCGAUCCUAUCGAAAACAUGGGUAUCACAGAUGAUUCAUUCAAGAGACUUCUUCGCAAAAUUGAAGUUCUUGAAUCCCGUCUACUCUCAAACCCCCUCCACAAUUCUCCCCGUCUCCCAGAUCUCUACAACCAAUAUGCCGGUAAACUAGACAUCACCAAACAAAUUAAAGAAAAACGCAAGGCUAUCACCGCCGCUUUAAGUAUCAUGCAACUCGAUGAACUUAAAUCCCGCAAACGUGUCCUUCGUCGGCUAGGUUUCAUAAAUGAACAAGAAGUAGUCGAGCUCAAGGCCCGUGUCGCGUGUGAAAUCUCAUCUACCGGUGAUGGUCACGAACUUCUUCUCUCCGAACUUCUAUUCAAUGGUUAUUUCAAUGAUUUAACUCCUGAAAUGUGCGCAGCUGUCCUUUCAGUUUUCAUUUUCGAAGAAAAGAGUCAAUGUCCUCCACUGAAAGAGGAAUUGGCAGCCAAAUAUCGAGAAAUUCAAGCUCAAGCUAGGAUCAUCGCCAAAGUUACUGCGGAGAGUAAAUUGAAGAUGAAUGAGGAAGAAUAUGUGACUAGUUUUAAAUGGCAACUUAUGGAAGUUGUUUAUGUCUGGGCACAGGGGAAGAGUUUUGCGGAGAUUUGUAAAAUGACAGAUGUCUACGAAGGAUCCCUCAUCCGUCUCUUCCGUCGUCUUGAAGAACUUCUCAGACAAAUGGCCCAAGCAGGAAAGGUCAUGGGCUCAGAUGAGGUAUCAAAUAAAUUCGACGAAUCGCUUAAGAAAAUCAGGAGAGAUAUCGUUGCGGCGCAGAGUUUGUAUUUGUAA
Sclerotinia sclerotiorum 1980 UF-70 is the source of this 3249-nucleotide messenger RNA. RefSeq lists its product as hypothetical. Gene Ontology annotation, cellular component: nucleus. Gene Ontology annotation, biological process: maturation of 5.8S rRNA; RNA catabolic process. The coding region runs from base 1 to 3249 and encodes 1082 amino acids. Gene Ontology annotation, molecular function: ATP binding; RNA helicase activity; RNA binding. The transcript has 2 exons. The record is from RefSeq and is a predicted model, not a curated record. Lineage: Eukaryota; Fungi; Ascomycota; Leotiomycetes; Helotiales; Sclerotiniaceae.